Messenger RNA from Megalobrama amblycephala (Wuchang bream), 9056 nucleotides. RefSeq names its product collagen, type XXII, alpha 1 (gene col22a1). The transcript has 64 exons. Bases 1375 to 6198 code for a protein of 1607 amino acids. The record is from RefSeq and is a predicted model, not a curated record. NCBI's taxonomy places the organism in Eukaryota, Metazoa, Chordata, Actinopteri, Cypriniformes, Xenocyprididae.
GGCGUUCCUUUGAAAUGUGUUGUGAAGGAGGGGGGUUGUUCUUACGCAUGCGCUCAUUUCAAAAACUCAGUAACAGUCUUUGGAUUCUCAGUCGACGAAAAAAUCCUCUCUAUCACCUUCAAGUUAAGUGCGAAAUGUUCCUUUACCCGGGGUUAAAUGCGGAGUUUAGAAUGAUGAUAAAUGCAAUGUGAAAAGCCCUGGGAAAAAAAUGACUAAAAUACAAUUCAACCACAAUUUACUUCCAGUAUCUACUGAAAAUAAGGCUUUUUCCCCUCAAAUGUUUAGGGGGCUCUCGCCUUUAUUGUGGACAGUGGAGAGAGAGAGAGAGAGAGGGGGGCAAAACAGAAUUGGACAUAAUGCAGGCUGGAUUCAAACCUAUGAGCACAACAGAUCUAUUUAUAACAUGACCCAUUCCAAAAACUUUAUCUGGUUUAACUUGCCCCUACCAACAUAAAAGAGAUGCCAGAGAUCAGAUGUAGAUAAUAGGUGGGUUGAACCAGGUUACUUUGGUUGUACAUAAUCAAUGAGGAUUUCAAGUUUUUGAUUGGGUUUCUUCAACCAGGUAAAUGUUUUUCAAUUUGAAUCAUAAUUUAGUUACGUAACUGGAAUGGAUGUACUAAACCAGGUGAAGUUCUGCUUAAACUAGUCUACUAUCUUAAACUAUGUUUAGGUUUUUGUAAUUGCUGUUUUAAAUCAGGUUAUCAGUCUCUUGAACCAGAUUAUUAUUAUUAUUUUUUUUUUUUAAUGGAUGGGUUAAACCAGAGCUGUGUCUGUAUUCCCAUACUUUUAGAGUAUACUGUAUUCAACAGGUUGACCUUGUUGGCAAAAAUCACCCAUCAGUUCCAUUGGCAACCUGUAGUCAGCUCAGCCUGGCCUGGAGAGAAGACUCUAUCCCUAAAGCCAUGGAGACAAGAGGAGAGAGAAGAACUGGUGUGAGAGAAAAAGAAAGCGAUGACGAGAAAGAAAGUGACAAAAAUAUCCCGGAAAGUUGCUCUAUAAUUGGUGCAGCCUGUCAGAGCCCUAUUUUAUGUGCGUGAACAGGGCAGGGCAGGGCAGCCAUCCCGUCCCCACUGAAACCCAACACUUAGAGGAGCAGUUCCUCGGCCCUCCCACCUCCCAGCAGAGGAGAGCAGACUCCACAACACUGUGCUCCUCACUGCAGGAUUACUGUGUGUGUGUGUGUUAUCACACCUGUGUAUGACCUUACCUGGAGCUUUAUUUCUAGGAGGAUGCUGCUUUGACACUUCAGGUGUGAGGUGUAUUUUUGGAGGAGAAGAAGAUCUUCUUGUUCCUACAGAUUGACAGCACAGGAGCAGCAACUUGAUGAUCAUCACACCUUAGUAGGAAUAUCAACGAACAAUAGUGGAGAAGGAGAUGGAGUUUCGAUUCGGCCUCAGGAUCUCUCUGGUCCUGGCCAUACUGGCUCUGACUCUGUAUGGAGGUGGUGUUGAAGGACAAAGGGCAGGUUGCAAGAAUGUCCACUAUGAUUUGGUAUUCAUCUUGGACACCUCUUCCAGUGUGGGCAAGGAAAACUUUGAGAAGAUCCGGCAGUGGGUGGCAAACCUGGUGGAAUCUUUUGACGUAGGUGCGGAGAAGACACGUGUAGCCGUGGUUCGCUACAGUGACCGUCCCACCGCCGAAUUCAACCUGGGCAGGUACAAAACUCUCGAGGAGGUCAAGCGUGCCGCUGGGAACAUCCGCUACCUGGGUGGGAACACCAAGACUGGAGACGCCAUCAGCUUCACCACCAACAACAUCUUCACGGAGAGGACAGGGGCAAGGCCUGCCGCCAAGGGUAUUCAGAAAGUUGCUAUCUUGCUAACGGAUGGCAGGAGUCAGGAUUUUGUUUUGGAGCCAUCGCUUGCUGCAGCGGCUGCUGGAAUCAGAUUAUUCGCUGUUGGGAUUGGGGAAGCUCUUAGGGAGGAACUGGAGGAGAUCGCCGCCGAGCCCAAAAGUGCUCAUGUGUUCCACGUGACGGACUUUGAUGCCAUUGACAAGAUCAGGGGCAGGUUGAGGAGGAGACUCUGCGAGAAUGUUCUGUGUCCCAACAUGAAGGUCCAGGCAGGCCGUUUCAGACCAAACAGCACCAGUGCUGGACUGACGGAGGUUCCAGGUUUUGAUUUGAUGGAAUACUUCAAUGUAAGAGAUUUUCUUGGAGAAAAAUUUGAGCCAGGUCAGACACCGUAUGUCCGGCUCGGUACCAUGCCCAUCGUCCAACAAACAGAAGAUGUCUUGCCUCAGGGUUUGCCUGAUGAAUAUGCCUUUGUGACCACAUUUAAGUUCAGGAAGACCUCCCGUAAGGAAGACUGGUACCUGUGGCAGGUCUAUGACAAAUACGGCAUCCCACAGGUGUCCAUUCGUCUGGAUGGAGAGAACAAGGCAGUGGAGUACAACGCUGUGGGCCUGACGAAGGACGCGGUCCGGGCGGUCUUUAAGAACCCAGAGGUGGACAACCUGUUUGACCGUAACUGGCAUAAGAUUGGCAUGAGGGUGGACUCCAAGUCUGUGUCCCUGUUCCUGGACUGCAAGCACAUUGAGACGCUGCCCAUAGAGGACAGAGAAGACAUUGACAUCCAGGGAAAGACUGUCAUUGGCAAGAGACUCUAUGACAGUGUUCCCAUUGAUUUUGACCUCCAGAGGAUGGUGAUCUACUGUGAUGGGAAACAGUCUGAGCAGGAGACGUGUUGCGAUAUUCCUGGUGGCCCAUGUGAACAAUCUUUGGCGACCGAGGCCCCCCCAGUCCCGCUGCCCACCCCAAAACCAACAAGUGCUGAGCAGAAGAAACCUGCUGCGGUCAACUGCUCCUGUCCUGCAGGGGAAAGGGGUGAGACAGGUCUUCCGGGUGCCACAGGGCCCAAGGGUGAAAAGGGGGAUCCUGGUCUAAAAGGGGCAGAAGGACCGCCAGGGCUCAAAGGGCAGAAAGGAGAACGUGGGGACAGCGGCGAGAGCGGUGAACCUGGAGCUAGAGGUGACAAAGGAGAAAGAGGAUCAGAUGGUUUACCAGGUCUGGCUGGGAAACAAGGCGAUAAGGGAGAAAGAGGUGAACGAGGAGUUGCAGGUGAAGCUGGGUUACCUGGACCUUUUGGACCAAAGGGUAUCCAAGGUGAAUCUGGUCCGCCUGGAGCACCGGGUCCUAAAGGGGUGUCUGGUGGCGCCGGAAAUAAAGGAGACAAAGGAUCCCCCGGAAAUAGGGGUGAACCAGGUUUAGAUGGGUUUCCAGGGAAACCAGGUCUUCCAGGAAAAGAUGGUCUUAGGGGGCUGAUUGGCUCUCCUGGUCCAAAUGGAGUCAAAGGAGAAAAGGGUGAACAAGGUCCUGCUGGAAUACCUGGCGAUGCGGUUCAGUUGGCAGGACUCAAGGGGGAGACUGGCUUCCCAGGAGAACGUGGACCCCCAGGAGCAGACGGCCCCCCUGGACCUCCUGGCCCACCUGGACCUCAAGGCCCACCCGGCGAGCCUGGUGAGAACGGACAAAGGGGUAAAAAAGGGGACGCAGGAUUGCCGGGAGUUGACGGUCUUCCAGGACCACCUGGUCCUCAGGGGCCUCUUGGACCUGCUGGCAGCCCUGGACAGACGGGACCCCCAGGAUUACCUGGUGAAAUCGGCUUCCCAGGAAAACUAGGAGAACCAGGAAAACCAGGCCUGCCAGGAAAAGAUGGAUUGGAUGGUUUCCCUGGAAACGACGGCGAGAAGGGGCAACGAGGAGAACCCGGACAGGACGGUUUCCCUGGUAAACCAGGGGCGAAGGGAGAUGAGGGCCCUCCAGGCCCCCGAGGACCUGCUGGUGAACGGGGAGAGUCUGGUUCAGCUGGGCAGGCCGGCCCAAUGGGACCCAAAGGAGAGAGAGGAGGCCAAGGGGAGAGAGGAAAAGAUGGACCUACUGGCUCGAAAGGAGAGAAAGGAGACAAGGGUGAGGUGGGCCCCAGGGGUCCGGCCGGGGUCCCAGGCAAUGUGGCAAAUGUGAUUCCUGAACCUGGUGAACCGGGCAAGCCGGGAGAGAAGGGAGAGAAAGGAGAUCAAGGAAAUCCAGGCGAGACGGGUCAAAGAGGACUUCCUGGAGAGCAGGGGUUCAGAGGGCAUCCAGGACCUGCGGGCCCUAAGGGUGAUGCGGGUGAUAAAGGAGAAGCAGGGAGACCCGGAGAUCCAGGUCCGCCCGGAUUGAUGGGCUCUCAAGGGCCCCGAGGGCUGCCAGGCAAUGUGGGUAUUCCAGGCAGUAUCGGCCCACCUGGUAUCGCUGGACAGAGAGGAGAGAAGGGUGAUGCAGGUAAAGAUGGUCCUGCUGGACCCCCUGGUCCAACCGGUGAGCCUGGUUUAAGAGGAGAAAUCGGUUUGCCAGGAAAAGGCAAAGAGGGAGCAAAGGGUGAUACAGGACCUCCGGGCUCAGCCGGACCUCCCGGACUGAAGGGUUUGCCUGGCCCACAGGGAAUGCAGGGAAUGCCAGGAAACAGAGGACCACCAGGAGAAGGAACCACUGGACCCCAGGGGCCUUCAGGACCUCCGGGACCACCAGGAGCUGCGGGUUUGAGAGGACCUCCAGGAGUGAGCGGACCACAGGGUCCCGCUGGACAUAAUGGUUUACCAGGAAGACCUGGAGAGAAGGGCUCACCUGGAGAACCAGGAAAAGCUGCAGACCUUUCUGAUCUGAAGGACAUUUGUUCAGAUUGUCCCCCUGGACCGCCUGGACAACCAGGUACUCCAGGAGCUCCAGGUGACAAAGGUCAUUCUGGACCACCUGGGAAAAACGGACAGGAUGGAUAUGCGGGUCCUCCUGGACCAACAGGACCCGCAGGACCACCUGGUGCUGAUGGAACCAAGGGGGUCAAAGGUGACAGAGGUCCUCCAGGAACACCUGGAGAUAAGGGUGAAAAGGGCGUCCCAGGACCUCCUGGUUAUCCUGGGGCUGCUGGAGCCAUGGGUCAACCUGGUAAUGAUGGAAACCCUGGAUCUAUUGGAGCACCUGGACCUCCUGGAGAAAAGGGUAAAGAAGGACUGAAUGGCAUUCAGGGACCUCCAGGCCUGCCAGGUCUAAUGGGCAUGAUGGGUAAACCUGGAAAGGAUGGAAGACCAGGAGAAACAGGAGAGCCAGGUAAACAGGGAGAGCCAGGAACACCAGGAAGAGAUGGACUCAGAGGAAUGCCUGGUUUCAAAGGUCACAGGGGGGAACCAGGACCACCAGGGUCAAAGGGUGAAGAUGGGAAGCAGGGUGUUCCUGGACGUGAGGGUCCACCUGGGAAAGAUGGUAACAACGGACCACCAGGGCCAGAGGGCAUGAGAGGACCACGAGGAGAACUCGGUCAACCUGGAGAACCAGGACCAGCAGGCAAGCCCGGAUCUCAGGGAAAUCCUGGUCAGCCAGGACACAAGGGUGACGCAGGUAGCCCAGGAUUACCCGGAUUCCCAGGUCCAAAAGGGCCAUCGGGUCCGUCUGGUCCAAUUGGCCCAGAGGGAAAACAAGGCAUGUUAGGAAAACCAGGAGACAGAGGACAGAAGGGAGAAAAGGGUGAUAAUGGAAUAAAAGGAGACAAAGGACCCGUUGGAGAUCCGGGUGUUCCGGGUAACCCUGGGCCUCCCGGUAGGAAGGGUCACACAGGUAUGAUGGGCAUGUCGGGACCCCCAGGGGAAGUGGGUCCCGCUGGGCCCCCUGGUUCUCCAGGACACCCGGGACUCCCAGGUCUCAGAGGCGAGACGCCAUCACUGGAACAAAUGCGGCGGCUCAUUCAAGAGGAACUUUCCAAACAACUGGAUGUUAAACUAGCUUACCUCAUGGCUCAAAUGCAACCCGCUCAUAUCAAGAGCACGGCUGGCCGUCCUGGUCCACCUGGUCCCCCAGGUAAAGAUGGACCUCCUGGCAGACAAGGUCCAGCUGGAGAACCUGGAAUGCCUGGACAAAAUGGAGCAGAAGGAUCCAGAGGUCCAGUUGGUCCUAAAGGUGAACGAGGUUCAAAAGGUGACAAGGGAGAAGAUGGUGUUGGACAGAGAGGAGAGCCUGGUCCAGUUGGUCCCAUUGGUCCUGCAGGUAUGCCAGGAUAUGGAAAAGACGGUCUUCCUGGAGCUGCAGGUGCUCAGGGAGAGCCUGGUAAUCCCGGUCCUCACGGUCAGCCCGGACCUCCUGGACCACCAGGACAGUGCGACCCCUCACAAUGUGCCUACUAUGCCAGUCUGGCAUCAAGACCUCACACUAAAAACGUCAAGGGGACUUAAUACACCCCUCACUGUCCUGGGCUAACACCUAUUUAUGAACUUGGACAUUCAGUAAGCCAAGAAAAUGUUCUUUACCAUCAGGUGAACUCCAGAGUCUGAAGGGUGUGUAAAUAUAUGUGUGUGUAAAUGUGUGUUUGUAAUAGGCAUUAAUGCCUUUUUUAACCCCGAGUAAAGACCAUUUUUAGUCCUGGGUUAAGUAGCAUUUCACACUUAUAGUUUUAAAAAAGUGUUAGCGUUUAGCAUGAGCACUUUCAACUGUGUGUAGUGAAAUCCAGCUCAAGAGCAGGGUUAAUCAUGGAAAAUGUAUGGAGCUUUCUAUAGUGAAUAUUUUCUAGUCGUGCCUAGAUAUUUUGAUUCUUUUAGAAGUUGUGUUCUUUCAAUGAAUCAGUUGAACUGGUUCACAAAUCGGUCAGAAUUGAUUCAUUAGUGGGUUAUAAUCACAAACAGCUCGAAAGAUCAUAGAAAAUCAUUAAAGUUUUUUGCUAUAAAUUCUUGUAAAGACCUCAUUAAAUAUUAAUGCUAACGCUUCUGUGAUUGCACAGUGUCUGAGAGAAGCAGUUAAACAUAUUUUGGUAAACAUGUUUAAUAAAACCCAUCUUGUGUUCUGUACUUGUCCACUCAAUGAAUAGAUUCUUAUUUGCAUAUCAAUAAUAAAUUCAGAUGUAGAGUGUGAAAUCUCUACAAACUGACAACUCAGGAUCAAAUGCUAAACUAGUAUAGUGUGAAACACAUUAACCCAGGGUUAAAAAUGGCCCUUGCUCAAUAAUUUUAAGUGUGAAGAGCCCACAAGUGUCCUGCCGGUCAGAGUUGGUUAUGACUUCUUUUUUUUUUUUUAGGGGAGGGUGGGUGAGUAAGUUUUAGCUCAAGGUCAUUUACUUCAUUUACUUCAAGGCUUUUCAUGUAACAGGACGUGAAUUCCUGCCACGAAAGAAAGAUGUUUACAGUACUUACCAGACCGUGAUGUCAUAGUGACACAAUCUGUCUCCAGAUGUUGUCCCGCCCACACUCAAGUUCUGCUGACGCCGUUUACUGAGGUCAUCGAUCGGUAAUCAAGAGUUGAUGCAUUGUUAGUGAUGUCUGUACCAGGGCAGGAUUGGCUUAUCAAGUCUGGGGAAUUCUCUGCUUGAGUUUUAUUGAUGGAGCGCUCUGUUCCUCUGGGAAAAGACGCCAUGCUUUUGCACUCAUCAAUAGGAAAUCUCAUUAAGGAUCAUUAGAGGUCUUGGAGGUGCUGGAGAAGUGCAUUUCUGCUCUUUUUUUUAGUCUAUGUUGUAUCUCUUUUGUAGCCAUGCAUCAGGCCUUUUUUCAUAUUGGAUCAUUAAACUUGCAUUCGUGAUGACUGAAAGGCAGCUGCUCAAUUCAGUGCCUGUUUAAUAGUUUAACACAGCUGGUUUGUCAUGAAAACAAUUACCAAAAAAGUCUGUCACUGCAGAAAUAAACACCACUCUUAUAAUGUCAUUUAUAAUAGGUUCGUGUAGCACUUUCCUUUAAAACGGCAUUGCCUUUUUGUCAUUAUGAAGGUUCAGGAACACAAAGUCCUAGUUAAAGGUCCAGCGUGAGUGCGCGCUACCAUCGUUUGUGCCACUAAAGAAUUUAGAUGGAUCAAUCCUGCAGAUUGCUCCCUUGUGAGCCAAUUAAAUGCGUUGAAAGAGGCGAGAGUGUCAAAACAAACUCGCUUCAGCCCACAAACAGGUGAUGAGCAUUGUAGCAGAGGUCAAGAAGAGUUAUCAAACGGCGUUCAGGAAAUUAUGAGUUAGCUUGAAUGGAAUUAUGAAAUCCAAUUUUUUUUUGUGUGUAUUCACAUAUAAAUAUUGCUUAAAUAUAUUAUUUUUUUUUAAAUAAUUAUUUUAUCUUCCAUUUUUGAAUCGGAUUAUCUAAGGUUGAAAAACUACAAAGAAGAGAUAAUUAAAUUUUCUUAGUUUUUUAAACGUUUUUUUUUUUUUUUUUUUUUCCAAAUGCUAAUACUUCAAGAUAUGUUGUUUUUAUUUUGAUAUAUAUAUUUUUUUUUUUUAAAUAGUCACUAUGCUUUCCUGACACGUAUAACUGAAAUAGGUGUCUCUGUGACACAGGGAGUGGUCUGUUCUUUCCCAGCCAAUCAGAAAGUCUCUCUGCCUGUCAGUCAUUUUGCAUUUUCACAUUGGCUUUCUGUGGAGGGCGGGGUUUUAGUGUGAGGUCAUGUGUUGAAUUUAGCAAAAUGGCUGAAAUAACGUACAGUAUCAUUAGUGAAUCUGUUAAGAAUGAAUUGAAUUUGUUGAUUAAUUAUAUUUGAAAACAAAACCACCCAUGAUACCAAUAUAGGCUUUCUUGUACCUCCUUGUUUUUUCACCUCCAUUCAAUGCUCAAGAUAAAUCUCUUUGUAAUUAGUAUUGUAUACACAAACUUGAUAAGAACAAAAUUUCUUAUGAUUGUUUCUUUUUUUCUGCAUUUCUUAAUUGUUUGUCCUUGUUUGCCCAGCCUUCAAGAGUGGAUGUUUUGGUGCUGUAUUUUGAAAAGCUGAUGCAAAUUUAUGUAAAUUCAUGGUGCUUUUUCAUUGCAAGCCAAAGAAAUCCCAAUCAGCAUUGCUAUCAUGUUCUCCUCCACUUUAUUCAAAUAUAGCUGCUUUUUUGACUUCAUAUCCUCCUGUUAGUUUGUCUUCUUCAAGCUGUUAAUGACUGUAUUUGUUUUUUUCAUAUCAAUUUGCAUUAAAUUAUUCUAAUGAACUACAGGUGCAGGUGAUGUAAAAUAGUAUAAUUUAUGCAUGGUAUAAUCUACCUGUUUAUACUGGUUCUCUGGUGCUAUAAUGAAUCAUAAUUAGUUUGAUGUAUGUGUAUGUGUGGAGGGAGAGCAUAUGUGUUAAUAAAGAGUGGAACAGGUCCAUUUUA